Molecule: messenger RNA, 1745 nt
Organism: Postia placenta MAD-698-R-SB12
Lineage: Eukaryota; Fungi; Basidiomycota; Agaricomycetes; Polyporales; Adustoporiaceae
Exons: 8
Coding region: 1-1677 (558 amino acids)
Biological process (GO): proteolysis
Molecular function (GO): serine-type endopeptidase activity; tripeptidyl-peptidase activity
Source: RefSeq, a predicted model, not a curated record
AUGCUAAUCGUCAGCUUGCUGACUCUUUUGUCCUUUACCGCCGCUCUGAGCAAACCCGCCACUCGUAGCCUCGAAGUACAUGAGACGCGUGCUGCUGUCCCGUCCGGCUUUGUCAAGAGUGCUUCUGCGUCGCCCAACACUCUACUCAAUUUGCGCCUCGGGCUCGCUAACAGCAACACCGACGGUCUGAUCACUACCUUGUACGAUGUGAGUACUCCGUCGAGCGCGAACUAUGGCCAGCACCUUUCCAAAGAAGAGGUAGGGGCAUUCACUGCUCCCACGAAGGAGACUGUCGACGCGGUCAACGCCUGGAUCAUCGAAAAUGGUCUGAGCGCGACAACUAUCUCGCCCGCGGGAGACUGGCUUGCUAUCUCUGUUCCUGUCAGCAAGGCGAACGAGAUGCUUGAUGCCGAUUUCUCCGUCUUCACGCACGAGAGCACUGGAGCCCAGAGCAUCCGCACGCUGUCAUACUCCAUCCCGACAGACCUCAAAGGUCACCUCGACCUCGUACACCCAACCACUACGUUCACUCCACCGAGUGCCAAAUCACCCAUUCACGCGGUGAAGUUCGCCGGGAACGUCACGAAGCGCGACAUUGUGGAUUGCAGUAGAUUUGUUGACCCGCAGUGUCUCGAGCAAUUGUACGGUAUUCCGACGACGGCAGCCACAGAGUCCUCUAACUACCUCGUCGUGACGGGCUACAACAACGAAUACCCUAGCACUACUGAUCUCGUGGACUUUCUGGGCCCGUUCCAAAGCGCGGAAUCGAGUUCCACUUCGUACACUGUCGUUGAGAUUGACGGUGGCUCCUACGACCCCAGUAACCCGGGGGUCGAGGCUGAUAUCGACAUUCAAUACACUGUUGGGCUUGCUAUUGGUGUCCCGGUUACAUUUACGUCUGUGGGUGAGAGCGCGAGCGAUGGCGUCUUCGGUUUCUUGGACACCGCCAACUAUUGGCUCGGCCAGUCGACCACACCAUCUGUGAUUUCCACCAGCUAUGGCUCCAAUGAAGAGUACAUCUCUACCAAUGUAUACAACUCCCUGUGCAAUGCCUAUGCUUCUCUCGGUUUACGCGGGACGUCCGUCUUGUUUUCUUCCGGAGAUGGCGCUGUGACUGGCACGCAGAGCGAGGACUGCACAGACUUUGUCCCCACCUUCCCCUCCGGCUGCCCCUACGUAACAUCUGUUGGCGCCACCCAGGGAAAUAGCCCUGAGACCGCAGCCGAUUUCUCGUCUGGCGGUUUCUCCAACGUCUUCGCAAUCCCUCCAUUCCAGGCCUCAUCCGUGGCUGGGUACCUCGCCUACCUCGGCGAUACCAAUGCGGGCUUAUACAACGCCUCUGGCCGCGGAUACCCAGAUGUCUCCGCUCAGGGCGUCGAUUUCAUCUUCAACUACCAGGGGUCCUGGUACCUGGUCGAAGGCACGAGCUGUUCUAGCCCAACGUUUGCGAGUGUCAUCGCGCUGGUGAACGAUCGCCUCGUCGCCGCUGGGAGGUCGAAGCUCGGCUGGCUCAACCCGUUCCUGUACUCCAUCGGUAAGUUCGCCUUGACUGACAUCACCUCGGGCAGCAACCCGGGAUGCAACACAAACGGCUUCUCGGCGACGACCGGGUGGGAUCCUGUAACUGGCCUUGGGACUCCAGUGUUCGAUGAGCUGGUGACCGCGGCCGGCCUCUGAAUUGCAGAAACGAAGCAAGUUUGAAUAAUUACAUAGUUUGUUAGUGCUAUAUAAGGUUUUGUUGCCUU